UAAUUGAACCGCAGUCCUGUGGGAAUUUCGAAUUUCCUAAGGGAUAGUUUUUCUCCUAAGCAUCCCUCUAAAUAGUUGAACCAAUGCAGCAGCAGCUACCCGUCUUAAGGAUUGCCAUAAUUGGAUCUGGUGGAGUUGGUAAGAGUGCUUUAACUCUCCAGUUUAUGUAUGAUGAGUUUGUUGAGGACUAUGAACCUACAAAGGCCGAUUCAUACAGGAAAAAGGAACGUUUAGACGGUGAGGAAAUACAAUUCGAUAUUUUGGACACUGCAGGUCAGGAAGAUUAUAACGGUAUCCGAGAUUAUUAUUUUCGAAGUAGUGAGGGAUUUCUUCUGGUAUAUGCUAUUGAUGACGAAGAAUCCUUACGUGCUCUGCCGAUGUUUCAUGAACAGGUAGUUCGUAUCAAGAAUUGUGAACAACCACCAAUGUUAAUUGUUGCUAAUAAAUGUGAUCUAAAAGAUCCUAAGCAAAAAGACUAUACAUUGCAGGGCAUGCAAUAUGCAAAAUGUUGGGGCGUACCUUUUGUGGAGACAUCGGCAAAGAUGUGUUGUAAUGUGGAUAAGGUAUUUAUUGAAAUAGGUCGAGAAAUUCGUCGAUCUCAGUUGGCUAGCAUACAAUACCCAAAACAAGUUACAAAACACAAACGAAGAAAAAAGUGUACAAUCUUGUAAAAGCUCUUAAGUUUCUUCAACAGUGCAUGCACUUUAUACUUUUGUUGAUUUGUUCGUUCGUGUGUGUGUGUGUGUGUGUGUUUGGAGUGAGUAAACUCCAACACUUCUAUCCUUAUAUAUGCGCUUUUGGGAAAUAAGUCUAGGCAUCUGACUAAAAAAGAAAAAUGAUUUUUAAGAAAGCUGAAUGAAAGAAAAUUAUUCAUCGCCCAAUAUGAUCAUUUUCUUAUUUCAUAAGAUAAUGCAAUAUCCCGAAUCCCCCUUCAUAAUUGCUGACAAACAAUUUUAUCUGUUCGCUUUCAAUCUGCCUGCUCCUCUUCGUCUGUCUGUGUCUCUGCGUGGGUGUGCGCGUGCGCGCGCGCUUGUUAAUUUGUAUGUAAAAAAUUCAUUUAUUCUCAUUCCUUUCAAGUACUUUUAAGAAGUAUUAUUGGUUGUGUUGGUAAAACUGUUAGAGAUACAAUAGGCUUAUAUUGGAAUUUAAUAGAGAUAUGAGUGUAUUCUUCACCUGUAAUAUCCGGUGAUCACGUCUUUUUGUCGACGUAUGUUAUGCUUGCUGUUUUGAUUUUUUUUCUUUUUUCCGAUGCAUCAAUACUUUUCUUAAAUUCCUUACUAA
Molecule: messenger RNA, 1281 nt
Organism: Trichobilharzia szidati
Lineage: Eukaryota; Metazoa; Platyhelminthes; Trematoda; Strigeidida; Schistosomatidae
Source: the annotation of a GenBank genome assembly